Xylaria bambusicola is the source of this 1272-nucleotide messenger RNA. RefSeq names its product metalloprotease. The record is from RefSeq and is a predicted model, not a curated record. Gene Ontology annotation, biological process: proteolysis. Bases 1 to 1272 code for a protein of 423 amino acids. NCBI's taxonomy places the organism in Eukaryota, Fungi, Ascomycota, Sordariomycetes, Xylariales, Xylariaceae. The transcript is spliced from 4 exons. Gene Ontology annotation, molecular function: metalloendopeptidase activity.
AUGGCACCUCACAUGUGCUCCGUCGUUCCCCCUUAUCUCCUCAACGCCCUCGCCGAGAGUGAGCACAACAGCGAUGAGAUUCGCAAGUCAGCCCGCAGCUGUCUCGACUUCAGCAAAACCUACCUAGAGAAGCGCCAGCGCGUCUUCACCGAGCUGACUGCUCCCCGUGGCUUUCGAGGCGCUGCCGGAUACCAGCCCAAGCAGCGCAUCAUCCCGGACGUUCUGCUGAAGCACAUCUCCGAAUGCGAGGACGUCGACGAGGAAACCCGCUCCAAGGCCAAGCGGGACCUCUCUCACAUCGAGGACGUCCAAGCCAAGUAUCAGCAGGCCCAGGGCAUCGCCGCACAGGCGAAGACCCUCACUGCUGCCGCUGAACCGGCCAAGGCCGAGACGACCUACCGCGCUGUGUACGAUGCCAAGCACACGGAAGACGAGGGCAAUCUGCCAGGCGAUGUGUUGCGCGUCGAAGGACAGAAGGCCGUCAGCGACGAGGCUGCUAACCAGGCCUACGAGAACGCGGGCAACGUCCUGAGCUUCUACUCCGACAUCUUCAACUGGAAGUCCAUCGACAACAAGAACAUGAACGUCAUCAGCUCCGUGCACUUUGGCAACAAGUACGAGAACGCGUUCUGGGACCCCGAGAUCGCGCAGAUGGUAUACGGCGACGGCCACAAUUUCCUCGGCAACUUCACCAACGCCGUGGACGUCAUCGGCCACGAGCUCACGCACGCCGUGACGGAGCACACCUCGCCGCUCGACUACACGGGCCAGUCGGGCGCGCUGAACGAGCACGUCUCCGACACCUUCGGCAUCAUGGUGAAGCAGCGCGUGCAGGACGAGACGGCCGAGCAGGCCGACUGGCUCGUCGGCGAGGAGUGCCUGAUGCCCGGCGUCAAGGGCGUCGCCCUGCGCUCCAUGAAGGCCCCCGGCACCGCCUACAACGACCCCCGCUUCGGCAAGGACCCGCAGCCCGACAACUUCAAGGACUACAAGUUCACCUUCGAGGACAACGGCGGCGUCCACUUGUACUCGGGCAUCCCCAACAAGGCCUUCUAUCUCACCGCCAUCGCCUUCGGGGGUUAUUCCUGGGAGAAGGCCGGCAAGAUCUGGUGGGAGACGCUGCAGAGCGGACAAAUCCCUCCCAGGUGCACCUUCAUGCAAUUCGCCGACGCAACCGUGGAUAAGGCCGAGGAGCUCUUCGGUGAUGAGGGAGCGGCGGUUGUUCGCAAGGCCUGGAACGAAGUUGGUGUCAUCCGCAAAUCACAUGCCUAA